This is a messenger RNA of Orussus abietinus, 2349 nucleotides long. RefSeq names its product START domain-containing protein 10. Gene Ontology annotation, molecular function: lipid binding. The record is from RefSeq and is a predicted model, not a curated record. Lineage: Eukaryota; Metazoa; Arthropoda; Insecta; Hymenoptera; Orussidae. The transcript has 9 exons. Bases 515 to 1411 code for a protein of 298 amino acids.
AGCGGUGCUAUUCUACGCCAGUGCAGCUGAGUGCAGCUUAGUGUAGCCCUGAGAACGCUGUCAGCAGCUGUUAGUGCGCUCCGUCCAUGUCGGUCGACCCGUGUUUUGUGUUGGUCGAGUAUGUAUUUAGGCGCUUCCGGUUUGGUUUAUCGGAAAUAUUUGAAUCAGACGAGUUAGAGAUGUCAGGAAAACCGUAGUGGAGCAUAAUUUGUGAGAAUCGUAAAUAUGAGCAAUGGUAUACGCUGUCAGUGGGCCGAAUGUUUCUCUAAGUAAAAAGUAUCGGCUGGUUUGUUUACUGUCUUGUUAUUCACUCCAGUUAAGUAAUAAUUCUUACUAUACUUCAUUGCGUGAAGCGAUUCAACGUUUCGAAGAAGUAAUCCUCCCACCGAUCCCUUUCUGAGUUUCUGAUCUGUGUGUCAGGAUUGCUACAGAGAUCCACCUCGGAUGUAAUGCAACAAAUGGUACAUAUUACUUUAAGCUUCCAUGUCUCGCCAUUGAGGAAUGUAUUUCAAGAAUGAACUCGACCUGUUUCUUGUUAUCAUUAACAAGAGCACAGAAUUGCAGUUUUUCAUUUGUGUUAUGGAAAAAUAAAGAUCACACCGGAAUGGAGGUUGGUGCCGUCAAAAUUGCAGAAGAUAAAGAUUUCGAAAAGUUAAAGCAGCUGUACGAUAAUAACAAUGACUGGAGGUUGGAUUACAACAAGCCUGAUAUGUCGGUGUGGACUAAAUCUGUCCCUGGAAUUAGUUUCAGAAUGGUGAAAAUAAGAACGAGGUUUCCGGAUGUAUCGCCCGAGACUUUGUACGACGUUCUGCACGACCCUGAGUAUAGAAGGGUUUGGGAUACGCACAUGAUCGAAUCAAAGGAUAUAGGUUUUUUCAACCCCAAUAACGACAUCGGCUACUACUCGGUGGCUUGUCCGUCGCCGUUGAAGAACAGAGACUUCGUCCUGCAGCGAUCCUGGCUAGACACGGGACUGGAGCAACUCAUUAUUAAUCAUUCCAUUUACCACAAAAAUUAUCCCCCGCGAAAGCAUUUCGUCAGAGCUACUUCGUAUCUUACAGGAUACAUCGUAAGGCCAUCUAGAAAUGGCGACGGCUCGGAACUCGGUUAUGUUUCCCACACGGAUCCCCAUGGAAAAUUGCCCGUAUGGUUGGUCAACAAAGUCACGCAAAUCUACGCACCAAAGAUGGUGAAGAAGUUGCACAAAGCCUCCGUGGGCUACCUGAGCUGGAAGUCGCGCAAUAAUCCGAAUUUGAAGCCGUGGCAUUUUCCGGAGCAAAUCGCGGCGCCGCGAAUGAAGGUCGAGGAGUGUGUCAAGUCGCAGGAGGAAAAAAAUUUGAAGAACUUCGUCGACGAGUCGAGCUUGAAGGACGCGUCCGAGAAAGACAGUAUUUUCAUGGACAGCGACUAGUCGCGAAAAGAUUAUCACUGUGUCAUCGUUCUGACAUCAAAUUGCGGUACUCCUCGUAUGGGUGAAUCUGGGAGAGGUGGCCACCUAUUGAUAACUUUGGAUCCUUCUCCAUCUGACCAUCUGACGUGAUAUUCGUCGAUACAUUUCAUUGUUAGUCAAGGAACAACGCUUAUAUUUUGGUUAAUACAAUGACAAUGUCAUCGAACGCGACAUUGAACAGUGUUAAUUAGAUCUAAUAAGUUUUACGCGUUAUAUUUAAACACUGCGAGUUCAUUGAUAUGCAAUAAAUGUUUGUUGUUUUAAUAUAAUAUUUAUAAUACCAUUCUAACUUGUAGAUACAUACUUUAACCCUUUUAGUGCUGGCCGAAGUCGUUAGCACUUGUAAAACGACGAUAUAUCGUUGUUCGGCACUAAAAGGGUUAACGCUACCUAAAUUUAUCAUGGUCGGUCAAAUGACCACUUUUAAGUUGUAUUCAAAAUAGAGGUAUAAGUUCUCGAUAGGUUUAGUGUUAAGAUCACGGGAAGUAAAAUAAGAAUUCUUCUUUUCAAACUUGUUAUUUAAUAUGAAAUUUGGAAGUAUUUUCAAUCAUUUUGAUAUGUAUUUUUUCGAACUAGGAGAGAGACAUUUUCGAAUGUAUUAGAAAUAAGAGAAGAAAAUUUAGAGGGAUCCAAAGUUCCUAUACACUCCAUGUACCCCCGUGCUCCAUAUCCUCAGGAGGUUAAGAAUAAUCGUGGUAUUAAAUCUCUACUUAUUUUUUAAUUGCAGAUACAAUUACCUUACCAUAGAUUCACAGAAAGAAAAGUAACGUAACUAGAGAUUCACUGUUAAUAAUAUCUGUUCGAAAUAUAGUAUGACUAUGGUCGAUAUUUUUUCAAGACAUUUCAUUUCCAAAUUACGGAAUAGCCUUUCAGGUGAAGUGAAAUCCCCCUCAAAUCAG